Neltuma alba is the source of this 2680-nucleotide messenger RNA. Its product is annotated as WD repeat-containing protein PCN-like. The coding region runs from base 67 to 2412 and encodes 781 amino acids. Lineage: Eukaryota; Viridiplantae; Streptophyta; Magnoliopsida; Fabales; Fabaceae. The transcript is spliced from 11 exons. Gene Ontology annotation, biological process: meristem maintenance; meristem growth. The record is from RefSeq and is a predicted model, not a curated record. Gene Ontology annotation, molecular function: protein binding.
CGCUUGAAAAUCCUGAACGAAACGAAGUUCUUAUAACCUUUUUGACUGAUUCGUCUUCGUCGUAGAAUGAGCGAACUUUGUAAAAUCAGUUUAAUAGACUGGAGGCCUUCCCCGGUUGUAUCUCUAGCGACCAGCGUUGAUGGUUUGAAGGUCGCCGCCGCCCGUGAAGACGGCUCCUUGGAGAUUUGGCUUGUCUCCCCCGGCUCUGUCGGCUGGCACUGUCAGUUGACUAUUCAUGGAGACCCUAAUGCAAGAGUGUCCUCACUUAUUUGGUGCCCCGGGGGUUCACUCGGUCGAUUAUUCUCAUCUAACAUCGAUGGUUCAGUUUCUAAGUGGGAUCUUUUCCGCUUGGCACAGGAGACUGUGCUUCCUUCAGUUGGCUUCUCAAUCUGGCAGAUGGCAUUAGCACCAUCUAAGAGUAGUUGUAUUAAUACGGAAGCAGAGCCAGAUCCUAUGGGGAAUGGACAUUUAUCUUAUAGUAGGAACAAUGAUUGUGAAGAACAUGAAACCAGUGAAAGCGAUGAAGAUUCUGUCUCACCUAAUUCUCUUAAAGCAAUUGAGCAUCCACGUGUAGCAAUGGGUUGUGAUGAUGGAUGUGUGCGAAUAUAUGCCAUUUCAGACUCAGAUGAUUUCACGCCUACAAAAUCCUUGCCUCGGGUCAGUGGACGAGUUUUAAGUGUGACUUGGAGUACAGACACUAAGUGCGUAUAUUCAGGAAGUAAUAAUGGCUUGAUAAGGUGCUGGGAUGCUACACUGGGGCAUGAAUUGUACAGGAUUACGGCUGGGCUUGGAGGUCUGGGCAGUGGGCCUGAACAUUGUCUUUGGUCAUUACUCUCCUUAAGGUCUGGCACACUGGUUAGUGCAGACAGCAGUGGCAGUGUGCAGUUUUGGGAUGCCCAGCAUGGAACUCUCUUACAAACACAUUCAUUACACAAGGGAGAUGUGAAUGCUCUUGCCGCAUCUCCUACUCAUAACAGAGUGUUCUCUGCUGGCUCUGAUGGCAAGAUUAUCCUGUAUAAGGCGUCCUUUGAGUCAGUGUCAUCCAAGAAUGUUAAGUCAGAAUCAGUGAAGAGGAAAUGGAUCCAUGUUGAUUACGUGAGGGCUCAUACACAUGAUGUCAGGGCCUUGACUGUGGCUGUACCAAUCUAUCAAGAAGCUCACUUGCCAUGUGGGAAAAGGAGAAGGCAUACAAGAAGGGCUCGUUUUAGAGAACAACCGAUUGAUUUUAGUUACAGUAAAUGGGCCCAUUUGGGGGUUCCCAUGCUGAUUUCAGCAGGUGAUGACGCCAAACUUUUUGCAUAUGGUGUGAAGGAGUUCACUAAGUUCUCCCCACAUGAUAUUUGCCCCGCACCACAAAAAACACCCAUUCAACUAGUGCUGAAAACAGUUUUCAAUCAAUCAGCAAUCCUUUUAGUUCAGUCUUCUCAUCGUUUAGAUAUUCUUUCUGUACAACCCAAAAAAAGUGUCUUACCUGAUGUCACACAUCUCACUGCUGGGGGCUUUGCAAAAACUGAUCUGCUUGCUCAAGUUAAGAGCAACUCACCCCGGAAGAUAAUUUGCAGCACCAUCGCUAAUUCAGGUGUGCUAUUUGCGUACUCUGAUAAUGUGAAGCCCAGUCUAUUUGAAUUGAAGAGGUCUGAAGUUUGGAAAAGUACAUGGAGUGUUAACAAAAGGAAACUCCCUCGCAGACUACCUUUUGCUCAUUCUAUGGUUUUUACUCAUGAUUCCUCUCGGUUGAUUGUAGCUGGGCAUGAUCGAAGGAUAUAUGUUGCGGACGUGGGCAGUUCAGGAUUGGUGCAUGUCUUUUCCCCAUCCCGUGCGAUGCAAGAUGAGGAAUUACCUCUUACCGAACCUCCCAUCACAAGAAUGUUUACCAGUUCUGAUGGGCAGUGGCUUGCAUCUGUGAAUUGCUUUGGAGAUAUAUAUGUAUUCAAUCUUGAAACACUAAGGCAGCAUUGGUUCAUUUCUAGAUUGGAUGGUGCCUCUGUUACUGCUGGUGGUUUUCCUCCCAAGAACAACAAUGUAUUCAUAGUUACAACGUCCUCAAAUCAAAUGUAUGCAUUGGAUGUAGAGGCCAAGCAGUUAGGAGAAUGGUCAAUGCGGCAUAGCAUUGUUCUUCCAAGGAGAUUCCAGGAAUUUCCUGGUGAAGUUAUUGGGCUCUCAUUCCCUCCCUCCUCAAAUUCAUCUGUUGUUGUUUACAGUGCCAGGGCAAGGUGUUUAAUUAAUUUUGGGUUGCCAGUGGAGCAAGGUGAUGAUGGUAGAAGGGAUUUUGAAUUUGUUUCAUUUAAGGAUCCUGUUUUAUUUUUAGCACAUUUUCCAGGAAGUUCCUUACUAUUAAUAGACAAGCCCUGGUUGGAAGUGGUUAAAAGUUUAGAAGCCCAGCCUGUCCACAGACAUAUUUUUGGGACAUAACAGCUGCCAUGGGGAUGCAGCAAAAACCUUGCUUUGCUUAUUAUUGGAAAUCAUAGUUAGAGCCACGGACAUGUAAACUUAGCGGGUUAAUUUGUAUGCCUCUGAUCAAUGCAUUUUAUGAUGAAAAAAUUUUCGUUCCAAAAUAGGACAAAAAUUUUGCAACGGAUUUUAGGACUGAAACUGUUGUAAAUUCGUCAGAAAGUUUUUUGCAGUGCCCUGUAUUUGUGUAGCAAUGGCCCAAUAUAAAUUUCAUCAUUCUUUUAGCUUA